Messenger RNA from Balaenoptera acutorostrata (minke whale), 4421 nucleotides. RefSeq names its product zinc finger protein 256-like. The transcript has 3 exons. The record is from RefSeq and is a predicted model, not a curated record. Gene Ontology annotation, molecular function: DNA-binding transcription repressor activity, RNA polymerase II-specific. Gene Ontology annotation, biological process: negative regulation of transcription by RNA polymerase II. NCBI's taxonomy places the organism in Eukaryota, Metazoa, Chordata, Mammalia, Artiodactyla, Balaenopteridae. The coding region runs from base 224 to 3217 and encodes 997 amino acids.
UACUGCUUUCGUAUCUGUUGUCGCUCCGGAGCGGUGGGCCGGGACUUAGGUGACAGGGUUGAGAAGGUCCAAGAGGAGUCGCUGUCCCCGCUGCAUAGAGGCCGGUCUGAAGUUCGGCGACGCCGCCGGGGGUGCCCCGCGCCAGGCCCGGGAGAGGGACGGCCGUGCCCGCGUCCACCCGCCUCUCCCGCCGCUACCGGCCCCGCUCUGCCCCCAGACUCUGAUGGCGGCGGCGGCGGCGCUGAGGACCCCGCCUCAGAAGUGCAGUGUGACCUUUGAGGACAUUGCUGUGUACUUCUCCUGGGAGGAAUGGAGACUCCUUAAUGAGACUCAGAGACGCCUGUACCUCGAUGUGAUGCUGGAGAACUUUGCACUUAUAUCCUCACUGGGUUGCUGCUGUGGAGCAGAGGAUGCAGAGGCACCUUUUGAACAGAUCGCUUCUCUAGGAGUGUCACAGGCUAGGACUCCCAAGGCAGCUUUGUCUUCCCAGAAGACACACCCCUGUGAGAUGUGUGGUCCAGUCUUGAGAAACGUUUUCCACUUGGCUGAAUGCCAGGAAACACAACACAGGCAGAAACUUUUGAGGUGUGGAGCAUGUGCAAAACGAUUUUAUUUUAGUGCAAACUUUCAGCAGCACCAGGAGCAACACAUGGAAAAGAAAACCCUCAGAAGCAGUGUGGAUGAGGCCUCGUUUGUGAAGAGCUGCAGAUUCCAUGUGUCACAGAAGCCAUUGUGCUGUGGGGAGUUUGAAAAGGACUUCCCAACCAUCGUGGGACAUCUACAGCAACAGGCCACUCAUACUGUGGAGAAGCCAAACACAAUCACCCAGUGCGGGUCAACUUCACAAGGCAGGAAAAGCCGUCACACCUGGGGAGAAUGCAAGAAAGCCCUCAGCCCCAAACACACACUUGUUCAGGACCAUGGUGUCCACAGUGGAAGACAGUGUUUUGUGUGCAGUGAAUGUGGGAAAGCAUUCAAGUACAAAUCCUCAUUUGUUCUGCACCAGAGAAUCCACAUUGGAAAAAAGCUUCAUGUAUGUGGUGAAUGUGGAAAAUCUUUUAGGCAAAGCUCAACCCUCUAUCAACAUCGAAGAAUUCAUACUGGGGCAAGGCAGUACAAGUGCAGCAAAUGUGGGAAAUCCUUAAGCCACAAAGCUGUCCUCAUUUAUCCCCAUCCAUGGCGCAGUGGAGAAAACAGUUAUGUGUGCAGUGAAUGUUCGAAAUCUUUUAGCCAUAGCUCAGUGUUCAUUCCACAUAGGAGAUUUCAAACUGGAGAAAGGCCUUAUAAGUGUAGUGACUGUGUGAAAUCUUUUACUUCUAUGUCUGCACUCAGUUAUCAUCAGAGAUCUCACACAGGAGAACGACCUUAUGUGUGCAGUGAUUGUGGGAAAUCUUUUAUCUCUAGUUCUGACCUCCGUUACCAUCAGAGAGUUCAUUCUGGAGAAAGGCCUCAUGAGUGCAGUGAAUGUGGGAAAUCUUUUAUCACUCGUACUGCUCUCCGUUAUCAUCACAGAGUUCACACUGGAGAAAGACCUUAUGAGUGUAGUGAAUGUGGGAAGUCGUUUACCCGAAAAAAUAACCUAAUUAUACACCUAAGAGUGCACUCAGGAGAAAGGCCUUAUGAGUGUAGUGAAUGUGGGAAAUCUUUUACCUUUAGCUCCAGCCUUCGUUAUCAUCACAGAGUACACACUGGAGAAAGACCCUAUGAGUGCAGUGAAUGUGGGAAAUCUUUUAACAAUAGGUGGACACUCAUUCGACACCGGAGAAUUCACACAGGAGAAAAGCCGUAUGUGUGCAAUAAAUGUGGGAAAUCUUUUUCUUGUAGCUCCACCCUCCAGUAUCAUGAACGAGGUCACCUUGGGGAAAGGCCUUAUGGGUGUGAUGAAUGUGGGAAGUCUUUUACCACUAGCUCUGCCCUCCGUUAUCAUCAGAGAAUUCACACAGGAGAAAGGCCUUAUGAGUGCAGUGAAUGUGGGAAAUCUUUUAUCUCUAGGUCUGACCUCCAAUAUCAUCAGAGAGUUCAUUCUGGAGAAAGGCCUUAUGAGUGUAGUGAAUGUGGGAAAUCCUUUAUCCGAAGGAAUAACCUCCUUUUACACCAGAGAGUUCACACAGGAGAAAGGCCUUACAACUGUAGUGAAUGUGGGAAAUCUUUUAACAAUAGGUGGACACUCAUUCAACACCAGAGAGUUCACACGGGAGAAAAGCCUUACGUGUGCAGUGAAUGUGGGAAAUCCUUUACCUCCAGCUCCACCCUUUGUUACCAUCAGAGAGUUCAUGCAGGAAAGAGGCCUUAUGAAUGCAGCGAAUGUGGAAAAUCUUUUACCUCUAGUUCUACCCUCCGUUAUCAUCAGAGAGUUCAUACAGGAGAAAGGCCUUAUGAAUGCAGUGAAUGUGGGAAAUCUUUUACUUUUAGUGCCAGCCUCCGUUAUCAUCACAGAGUGCACACUGGAGAAAGGCCUUAUGAGUGCAGUGAAUGUGGGAAAUCCUUUAAGGAUAGAUCACAAUUCAAUAAACACCGGAGAGCUCACACUGGAGAAAGACCUUAUGAGUGUGGUGAAUGUGGGAAAUCUUUUAGCCAAAAAUCUUCCCUCUCAACACACCAGAAAAUUCAUAAUAGAGAACGGUCUUAUGAGUGUAGUGCAUGUGGGAAGUCUUUUACCUCUAUCUCUGGCCUUGGUUAUCAUCAGAGAGUUCACAGGGGAGAAAAGCCUUAUCAGUGCAAUGAGUGUGGGAAAUCUUUUACCAAUAGCUCCAUACUGAUUCGACACCAGAGAGUCCACACAGGAGAAAGACCUUAUGUGUGCAGUGAGUGUGGGAAAUCUUUUACUAGUAGUGCCACCCUCUCUUAUCAUCAGAGAGUUCAUGCAGGCAAAAGGCCUUAUGAGUGCAGCAAAUGUGGGAAAUCUUUUACCUCCAGUUCCACCCUUCGUUAUCACCAGAGAGUUCACACAGGAGAUAGGCCUUAUGAGUGCAGUGAGUGUGGGAAAUCCUUUAUCUCUAGCUCUAAACUCCGUUACCACCAGAGAGUUCACACGGGAGAAAGGCCUUAUGUGUGCAGUGAGUGUGGGAAAUCCUUUAGGGAUAGUUCCCAAUUUAGUCAACACCGGAGAGGUCACACUGGAGAAAGGCCUUAUGAGUGUAGAGAAUGUGGGAAAUUUUUUAUGCGAAAAUCUACCCUUUCUCAACAUCAGAGAGUUCACACUAGAGAAAGGCCUUAGUUGUACUGGGGAUGUGCAGUUUUCUUGUUCAGUGUAAGGGUACCAGAGGAAACUGAGGAGCCAUAUGUCUGAGUUAACUCUCAGACAUUUGAGCAUGCACAGUGGGGAGAUUUCCCCAUAAGUUUCAGUUAUGUGGGAAGUGUGUGACUAUGUUGCACUCUCUAACCUGUCCAGGGCUCUUCCCAGAUUUAUGUCACUUCCAUCUCUGGGGUCAAGGCCAUUUCACCUCCACCACCUGGCAGGUUCACAGUGUGCAUCAGUCACCAACCCAGUGUGCUCAGGGAAGCUGACCUCUGUCUUCCCAUGUAUUGGCCAAGUUAGGAGUCACCUGAACCUUUAUGGCUUCAGCUUUCACUCCUCCCUGACUUAUCUUGGACAUGGACCUGGUCAGUGUUGGCCCAGAAGAUACCAAAAGUUCAGCUGGCAGCUUGCAGAGAAUGACAACACAGGGAUGUGUUGGUCUCACGUGACAGUAGUAAGUUUUUCCAGCUCCCAAAUCAUGAACUGGGUAACUGCCUGCUGCAGAUUGCUUUGGCUUGUAAAAUAAUCAAGGCCUUACAAGCUCCUUACGUCCUCUUUAAUCUUGGAAGUUCUGUUUACUGUGCAGGUAGUUUAUACACAGGUUUGUACUCUGUAAGCAUAAAGGGGAGAACAAUUUUUAAGGGUCUCAAAAUUUCUGUGUCUGAGGAGGGACGGUUUGAUGGCAGACAGUAGCUUGCCAGUUUUGACCAAAUUUGCAUUGCUGCCCACUGCCUCCUAGGAAAGACUGCAGGGAUUUCUGGUUUUCAUUUGAAGCCUGGAGGCUUUGUGUUUUAGGAGUCUCUGAGAUGUCCCUGAGAAGCGGCAGCUGUGAGAAUCUCAAGAGCUUUGAAAGCAGAAUGAAUUUUUUCCCUUCCUCAAAGGAGAGGUCACAGCAUUUCAGCACUGUUGAGGGAUUAUCUUCCCCAGGUCUACAGAGAGCCAUAUUCCCUGAUGGCCACCAUUUAUUAGCCUAGUGUCACUGGUUCUAAGACCAUUGGGUCCAGGGGAAACCAUAAUUGGUACAGAAACUGGUUUACUAGGGAGAGGAGAAGGCUGCAGCCUACUAGUGUGUCAAUGUAAAAAUGACUGUGGAGAAUCAGUUUGUACACAAAUCUCAGAACCUCCAGGCAUGUUUAUCUUGUAUAGCUGAAGUCAUCAGAGAAAAUAAAAAUAAUUGAAAGGU